Messenger RNA from Serendipita indica DSM 11827, 1116 nucleotides. The record is from the annotation of a GenBank genome assembly. Lineage: Eukaryota; Fungi; Basidiomycota; Agaricomycetes; Sebacinales; Serendipitaceae.
AUGGCUGCAAUCUACACAGUCUUUACGAGCCCAACGCAUGCUCCUAUCCCAAAUCAUCUUCCUACUUUGAUUGUAACACCACACGGCCAGCCUUCCAACAUUCUCUAUUCUUAUCUCCACACAAACUUUAACACAGAAAACUACCUGCUUACCCCGUCACCACAAGGAGAUCUCUGUGUGGCCAAGCUAUUCCCACCCAGACCGCCAGCUUCCGGAAAACCAAACGCAUCAGAUCCCGGUCAUGGUUCUGCGUCGUCGCGCGUCGUGCGCUGUGAAGCGUCCCGAAAUCUAAAAUGGUCCAUUGCCAACACGGGCGUCAUGUCUCCCAUUUAUAAAUUGUCCCUCCCAUCCCCAGACUCUGCCGACCUCCCCCUUUUCCAAAUCUCCAAGCCCAACCCAAAUGCCACCCACUGGAGCAUGUUCUAUUUCGCCUAUGCUGGCCACCUCAUCCCUCCGAAGCGCAUCGAAUUUGGCAAGAUUCAAAAGAAUCCCGCCACCUCGGGCGGCGGCACCAGAAUCUCCAUCACCGGAAAGACGGCAGAGGAAAAGGCCGUUUGGCAGACGCUCGGCGAAGGAAACGAAGAUUGCGUGGAAUGGGUUGUAUUGUGUGCGGCGCUAAACCUCCUCGAUGACGAAAUUCUCAAAGCAGCAGAGAAGAAUGGGACUCCGAUGAGUGGUCCACCUCCAGGCGGCGCGGUACCUCCCCCGGCAGGUCGAGGAAUGCCUCCUCCAAUGCCCUCGGGUCCCGGAGGUGGUCCUGGGCCUGUUCCUCCAAGUCUACGACCUGGUGGUGGACCAGGUGGACCGCCCGCAUCUGCACAACGUAUGCAACGACCGCCUCCAAACCAAAUGCAGUCCUUCCCUCCACCAGCCGGACGCGGUUUCCCUCCCAAUGGCAUGAAUGGACCGCCACCUCCAGGGAUGAACGGUCCACCACCUCCAGGUAUGAUGGGCGGUCCGCCUCCGAAUGGCAUGCCGAUGGGUAGGCCUGGUAUGCCAGGUGGUCCACCCAUGGAUCCUCGCUUUGGGGGAGGGCACAUGCCGCAGCCAAACCCCUUGUUCCAACACGGGGGCAUGUCUGGCGGACAGCAACCGCCACCGUCUCGUCGUUUCUAA